Messenger RNA from Sebastes umbrosus (honeycomb rockfish), 944 nucleotides. Its product is annotated as protein phosphatase 1 regulatory subunit 1A-like. Bases 121 to 759 code for a protein of 212 amino acids. The transcript is spliced from 8 exons. Lineage: Eukaryota; Metazoa; Chordata; Actinopteri; Perciformes; Sebastidae. Gene Ontology annotation, molecular function: protein phosphatase inhibitor activity. The record is from RefSeq and is a predicted model, not a curated record. Gene Ontology annotation, cellular component: cytoplasm. Gene Ontology annotation, biological process: intracellular signal transduction.
UGAGCGCUGAGAGCCGGGGGAGACGGUUAGAGAGAGGAGAGUGAAGCCGGGAUAGAGACACCAGCAGGUGCUGAGGAUAGAAACAAACAGGGUGCCAAUAAAAGGCUAGACAGAGCUACCAUGGACACCGGGAGCCCCAGGAAGAUACAGUUCACCGUCCCCCUGCUGGACACCCACCUGGACCCAGAGGCAGCUGAACAGAUCAGAAGACGCAGACCCACACCUGCCACUUUAGUGGCAUCCAGUGAUCAGUCAUCACCUGAAAUAGAUGAAGAUCGUCUCCCGAACCAGUUGUACAAGGCAGCCUUGCUGAACUCCCCUCGACAACGGCGAAAAGGACAAAAGGGAACACCUACAAUGAAAGAGCUGCAGUUCAUGGUAGAGCACCACCUGUACAGGCAGAGCCAGGGAGCCGGAGACGAUUGCUCCUCAGAGAGCUGCCUGUCGGACCGGCCCAGCCCCGACUCUGUUCCCGCCGGGGAGGAGCUCCCACACGACGACGACGCCACUGCAGAGGCCUUCGAGAAACUGCGCUGCCAAAUGGAGGAGUUCUCCAGGGAGAGUCUAUUAGAAGCUGCCGGUGGACUCGAGUGCCCCCCCCUCUCCAAGGAUGAAGAGGAUUGUUCCAGCGUUGCCAACGUAGCAGAUCCCUCCUCGCAACAAAACAACGCACAACCAGACACAAAAGCAGCAGCAUCCAGCGUGAGUCAGCCAGCAGAGGAGAAGACAAAGAAAUGCAGCCUUGACAAAGAGAAAUAGAGCGGUCUUCUGCACAACACAAAGCUGCUCCGUCUGCUCAGCCAGCCCGACACAAUGACAGAAGAUUGUGUCUGCAGAUCCACUUUUUAGAUACAUCAGGGCAUCUACGUUCCUCUACAGUCAGGCCUUAGUUUCCACCCGAGAACAACAGCAACAAAGGUUUCUACACUUAUUUUGUGUCAAAA